This is a messenger RNA of Haliotis rufescens (red abalone), 2222 nucleotides long. RefSeq names its product neuromedin-U receptor 2-like. Bases 98 to 1219 code for a protein of 373 amino acids. The transcript is spliced from 2 exons. NCBI's taxonomy places the organism in Eukaryota, Metazoa, Mollusca, Gastropoda, Lepetellida, Haliotidae. Gene Ontology annotation, cellular component: membrane. Gene Ontology annotation, biological process: neuropeptide signaling pathway. Gene Ontology annotation, molecular function: G protein-coupled peptide receptor activity. The record is from RefSeq and is a predicted model, not a curated record.
GUUGUGUUGUCCUGGUAAACAGAACACACCCAUACAUCAAAUUGUGUUAUGAGGAUGUAAAACGGCUUUCCCAAAAGCAUCAUCUCUGAAAACCAUCAUGACGGCAUUCAACAUCAGCCAACCAAAUGAUUCAGUAUCACUGGAGGACCUCUUGUGGGAGGAAAACGAAAACAUGGCAAAGACUCUAAUCCCUGUCAUGGCGUUUGUAGGAUUUAUAAUGGUGACUGGAUUCUUUGGGAACAUUUUAGUGUGCUACAUAUUCACAAGAAAGAUCCCUUUGUCUGUCAAUACGUUUCUUCUCGUCUUCCUCGCGGCACUGGACUUGGUGAACUGCACAUUGGCCAUGCCCUUCGAAAUCAUGGACAUGCGCUAUUUUUACCUUUUUGAGAGUGAAGUAACAUGUAAAAUAUUUCGCUUUAUUGUAGCAUUUCCCAACAUCGACUCAGCCUUUGUGUUGCUGAUCAUUACAAUAGACAGAUACAAACGGGUGUGUAAGCCCAUGUCAAUUCAAAUGACAUUUAGGGACUCCAGGAAGUAUGUUACCAUAGCAACUGCUGCUGCUAUACUUCUGUCUUUGCCAGCUCUGCUGAUAUACGGAUCUGAAACAGUGGAAACAAGCACAGAUGGACUGUAUGGACAGGAUUGUAAAUCUAGUGACACAAUUACGGGUUCAGUAUUCCGUUUUAUUUUCCAGUUACUUUUGGGGGUAGGUAUAAUUAUGACCUGUGGAAUUUUAUGUUAUAUUUAUAUCCACGUUUGGAGAGAAAUACGGAAACAUGAAAUGAACAUUCGGAAGAAAACGCAGUUCGUCCUCCUUGAUAAUUCAAGGAAACUUAACAUUACAAGUACAAGUCCAAACCAUCAAAGUGAAGAUACACAAGACGAACCAAAUGGAACACCAAAACGUGAGAUGACCAGCGGUAAACGAAUCACCUUCAUUGCUUUUACCGUGACAGUCGUCUUCUUGUUGAGUUAUCUGCCCCCUGGAAUCAUCAUGGCGGUCCGUAGUGUUCCCGAUCAGAAAUGGCCUCUUAGUGGAGUUUUGAGUAGAAUCUUUAUUCGGUUCUACUUCCUCAGUUCUAUGACAAACCCCCUUGUUUACGGGUUCAUGAGCAAAAGGUUCCGACAAGAGUGUUUUAAUGUAUUUGUUCCAAAACGUCUUGUAAAAUGGCGAGGUCGCCGAAGUCCGAGGUUUCAGUCAACCAUAAACUAUGAAUAAAACUGCCGAUUUGACGGGUGCACUUUUGUGGGUACAAAGUUCAAUCGGCACAUAUUUUGUCCCUCAAAUCGCUCAUGCGUUGGCUUAGGCAUGAACGUGUCAAAGCUACAGCAAUCUUUGAGAAACAAUAUUUGAUAAUCAUGAUUAUACGUUAUAUGACAGGAUAUUGUUGUGGCUACUGGUAGACUGAUAGCUAUUAUAUACACUUAUACAUUGUAGUCUUCAUCCUGCUCCAACACAUUGUAUUCAUGACAGGAGCAGAUUCUCAGUCGCUUUUCAAAGAACCUACAUCCACUUAAAAAUGUCAAAUUUAUCCCUAGCUAUAAAAUUUUCUUGUGCCUUAUAAAACAGCCUGGGUUCCCUUGAAUGCUACUACCAUAUCUUUAUAUUCGAAUGGCUCUUCAUGUAUUUCGCCACAUUUCGCUGUGCACAGAUGCGUCCAGAAACCUAUCCCUGUGGGUUGGAAUCCCGGUUCGCCAUGAUUAUGUUUCUAGGUUUGUCAGCAUCAUACCCGUGCUCGCUGGUUUCACAAACGUGGUAAACGUCUGAGACCUGCAUCACUUCGGCCUUUCCUCUCACAUUGAGCUGACAUGCCGUGAUAUAACUAUAAUAUACUUUUCAAAGUGGCGUUAAACCCAACUCACGCACUCACUGUUAUUCAUAUUCUUAUCACCCUUGUCUGUGAACUGUGUCUUGUGUAAAACAGCGACAGGUAUUUGGAUGAUUUUUAAAUUACUGAACUUGUUUUACAAAUUGAUAUGGAUCUAUUCUUUGCAUUGAAACGUCGUGACUAUAAGAAGUGUAGUAAUUCUGGGAUAAGUGGUAAACUGGAUAAUUAGAUAUCUUUGGUUCAGGUUGUAACCACUGAAACAGAUUCGACUGUUUGUUUUGUUUGUUUAUUUGCAAUAUUCCAGCUAUAUGACGGCGGUCUCUAAAUAAUCGAGUCUGGGCCAGACAAUCCAGUGAUUGGCAUCAUGAGCAUCGAUCCACGCAAUUUGGAUAC